CAGUCAGUUGGUAAUUUGUGUGUUUCUAGGAAUUUAUUAAUUUCCUCUAAAUUUCCAGUUUUUUGAUGUGGAAUUGUUUGUAAUAUUGUCUGAUAACCCUCUUAUUUCUGUUAGGUUGGUAGUAAUGUCUCCAUUGCUGAUUUUAUUAUUUUGAGUUUUCUUUCUUUUUUGUCAGUCUAGCUAAAGAUUUGUUAAUUUUGUUGAUUGUUUUCAGAGAUACAAUCUUUGGUCUUGUUCACUAUAUUUUUCUAUUCCAUUCAUUUGUCUUUCUAAUCCUUUUUAUUUCCUUCCUCCUGCUGGAGACAAAGACCAAAAUACUAUAUCACAGGAUCACAGGGAUAGAGACAAACAGAGGGAACACUUUGUGAUGACGGAAGCAGAGAUUGGAAUAAUGCAGCUUCAGUCCAAGGAAUGUCAGGGAUCCUUAUCAUUUGAGGAUGUGACUGUGGGCUUCACCCAGGAGGAGUGGCAGCAGCUGGACCCUGCUCAGAGGACCCUGUACAGGGACGUGAUGCUGGAGAACUACAGUCAUCUCAUCUCAGUAGGAUAUUGCAUCUCUAAACCAGAGCUGAUCUUCAAGUUGGAGCAAGGAGAGCAGCCAUGGGUGUUAGAGAAAGAGUCCCCAAGCCAGGACUACCCAGAAGUCUGCAGAGUUUAUUGCCAACUAGAGCAGAGUCAAGAAAUCCAAGACAGAUAUGUCUGGCAAGCUCCAUUUAUCAGCAACAAAACACUGGCUAUAGAGAAAGGUAAUGUAUUAGGAAGAGUGUUUAAUUUUAGCCCAGACCCAGUUCCUUCCAUAAAAAUACCCUGUAUAUGUGACACAAGUGCUAUGAGUUUGAAAUACAGUUCAGAAUUUAUUAUUGAGGAAAACUAUGUAAGAAGGAAGUCUGAUGCAUACCUCAAUGCAUAUGGAAAAUUGUUUUUUCAUGUUAACUGUGAAAGAACUCAUAUGGGAGAGAAACCUCAUGAAUUCAUUCAAAAUGAAAAGUACCUCAGUCAUAAUGAAGACUUCAUUCCAUGUCAGAAAAUUAAAAAUGUAGAACAAUCUUUUGAAUAUAAAGAAAAUGGGAAAGAUUUCCAUGAGAAGACAGUUUUCAUCACAUAUAAACACACUCACAUAGGACAGAGUCCUUGUGAACGUAAUGAAUGUGAUAAAACAUUCUGUAAUUAUUCAACUCUCAUGGCCAAUGAGAUGGCACAACAAAGAGAAGAUCUUUAUAAGUUUAAUGAAUAUGGUAAAACCUUUGAGACAUUAUCUCUUUUGAAAUGUAGAAUUCAUCUGAAAGUUAAAGAUUGUGAUUGUAUUGAAGGAGUGGAUAAUUUCAGCAGAUUAACCUUUCCUAAUGCAGGAGACAGAACAUUUGAAUGUAGCAACUUGAGGGGACCUUUCUGGGAGAAGUCAAUUCUUAAUGUAACUCAGAGAACAUGCAUAGGAGACAAAGCCUAUGAAUGUAAUGAAUGUGGAAAAGCAUUCUGUGAAAAGUCAAAACUCACCAAACAUCAGAGAACACGUACAGGAGAGAAACCUUAUAAAUGUAACGAAUGUGGGAAAUGCUUCUCUAGGAAAUCCCUUCUCACUUUACAUCAGAGAAUCCACACAGGAAAGAAACCCUACAAAUGCAAUGAAUGUGGGAAAUCCUUCUCUAGGAAUUCACACCUCAUAAUUCAUCAGAGAACUCACACAGGAGAGAAACCCUAUGAAUGUAGUCAAUGUGGGAAAAGCUUCUACCAUAAGUCAUAUCUUACAGUACACCAGAGAAUUCACACAGGGGAGAAACCUUAUGAAUGUAAUCAAUGUGGAAAAACCUUUAUAAGCAACUCAGUUCUCACAAUACAUCAGAAAACACACACAGGUAAGAAACCCUAUGAGUGUAAUCAAUGUGGGAAGUUCUUUCCCAGGAAUUCAUACCUUACAAUACAUCAGAGAACUCACACAGGUGAGAAACCCUAUGAAUGUAAAGUAUGUGGGAAAACCUUCUGUCACAAGUCAGAUGUCAGUAAACACCAGAAAACUCACAUCGGGGGGGGGGAACCCUAUAAAUGUAAUCAGUGUGGGAAAACCUUUAGUCGAAACUCAGGCCUAAAAGUACAUCAGAGACCCCACACAAAGGAGAAACCCUAUGAAUGUAAUGAGUGUGGAAAAUCUUUCUCUGAGAAAUCAGUCCUCACGGUGCAUCAGAGAACACACACAGGGGAAAAACCUUAUGAAUGUAAUGAAUGUGGGAAAACCUUCUACAAUAAGUCAGAUCUCACUAAACACCAGAGAACUCACACAGGGGAGAAAUCCUAUGUGUGUAAAAAAUGUGGGAAAACCUUCUGCCAUAGGUCAGACUAUACAGUACAUAAUGGGGCACACAGAGGGGAAAAGUCUUAUCACUGUGAUCAGUGUGGGAAAACCUUCACUUGCAAUUCAGUCCUUAGAUCACAUCAGAGAACUCACACAGGGGAGAAGCCCUAUGAAUGUAGUGAGUGUGGGACAUCUUUCUCUGAGAAAUCAGUCCUCACUGUACAUCAGAGAAUACACACAGGGGAAAAACCUCAUAAGUGUAAUGAAUGUGGGAAGCCCUUCUGUCGUAAGUCAGAUCUCACUAAACAUCAGAGAACACACACAGGAGAGAAACCCUAUGAAUGUAAUUAUUGUCAGAAAACCUUCAGUUGCAACUCAGAUCUCAAAGUACAUCAGAGAAGACACAUAAAGGAGAAACCCUAUGAAUGUAUUCAGUGUGGGAAAACCUCUAAGAAAUCAGUUCUCACAGUCCAUUCAAAAUUAUACUCGGGGAAGAAAUCUUAUAGCAGUGAGAAAAAUAUUUAGCGACUCAUACCUGAAAAUAGUAUGGAGAAGUCACACAGGAUGUUACCCUCUAUGAAUAUAAAGUUGCAAAUUUUUCACCCUAAGUGAUAUUCUAGAGUAAAUAAAGAGUACCCAUAGAGGAAAUUAUUAUGAAUAUAAUGAAUGUCUGAAAAUAUUAAUAAGACAACUAAAAGUGAAUACAUGUAGAAAAAACUUUAUUAAUGUAUUUAGGAAGUGUGGGAAAAUAUAAGUAUGGGCUUAUCAAACAAAUAAUUUUGUAGGGGAUAAUUCUGUGAAUCAAAUGGAUGUAGGAAAGUGUUCUUCCAGAACUUGGCCAUUGCUAACAAUCAGAUAAACUACACUUGGGAAAAACUGUCAAUAACUUGUAUUUUUUGAGACCUUCAUACACAAGUUGUACUCAUUGUAUGUCAGGGAAUAACAAGGAAGCUAUGCAAAGAAUACAGCAAGUGUAGUUGAGCUUAUAUCAAGAAAUGCCAUUUUACUGAAUAAGACAAUUGAUGUUAGAUGAGGUCUUCAAAAUGUUUUGAAUGUGAAGGCUUUAACAAAAUUCAGACUUUAUUAUAUCUGAAGAUUGUAUUGGAGGAUGUCUGUCCAUUUAGGAAGUAGGGACAGAAAUUUUCCUUUAGAUAUGAUGUUAUUCUAAAAGUUAUGUUUUGCACUGAUUUCAAUUUUUUAAAUAGAAAUAAAACUGAAAAUAGACAUGAAAAUAUUAACUGUGGAAUAUGAAGGAAUAGUACAUGGAAUAUGGACUUUUUAAAAGCACAAAUAUGUUGAAUAAUCUCAGUUUCUGAUUCCACUUUUAGAGAAACGCAUGUCAGCCCAUGGCCUUCCGCUUUAUGAGCCAUCACAUGUUUUUAAUGAGUUUUCAUCCCGGCUGUGCUGUCACCCCUGCAAACACAGUCAGUUCUGCAUAUCUGUGUCUUCCUGUCUGUGGUUCUAUGGUUGAUUGAAUUCUCAAUGCAGAACCCAAGGAUACGGAGGGCCUGCUGUAAGGGACUUGAGCAUCAGCUGAUUUUGGUAUUUGAGGGGGUGCUCUUGAGCCAAUCCCUAGCAGAUACUGAGGGAUGACUGUAGUGCCUAAUGGUCUGAUUCAUCCUGGGGCCGACCUCUAGGGAAUCUCAGCGUAGACUAGAUCUCAUCAGAACAAACACCAGGGGCAGCUUUGAGGCUGCAUCUACCUCCUCUCCUUAGGUUCAGUAACUGGAAAGCUGAGUGUGUGAAUGAAGCUAGAAUACUGCCUGGAAUACUCUAGAACAUGUGACCUCAACGCUCCAAUUCAGAUUUACAGGAAGCUUUUCAUAGCUUCCUUUUGAAGCUAAGCCUGUUGACCCAAUUACAGCCCACCCUUUUAGGGGAGGGAAACUUGGUAUAGUUGUAGUGAGAUAUUUCAUGCAUAUGUCCAAUUUUGAGUCAGAUAUAACCAAUGAGUGUACCCGUUGCAGGUUGGAAGUAAAGUAUUACAAGAAGAGUUCAUGCAUCUGCAUACUGUCCUCA
This is a messenger RNA of Vicugna pacos (alpaca), 4306 nucleotides long. Lineage: Eukaryota; Metazoa; Chordata; Mammalia; Artiodactyla; Camelidae. The record is from RefSeq and is a predicted model, not a curated record.